AUGUGGCGAAGCUCUUGGCGUGUUGCAGCUCGCCGCGUCGGGGCGCAGCGUUUCCGAAGCUACAAAGCCAAUGGUGAUGCUCGCCGGUUUGAACCAGCUUCGUUUUUGUCUGCUGGCUAUGUUGUCGCUGGCGCUGGUUUGGCGGUAGCAGCGAUCAUUAGCUACAAUACACGAGAAGAGAAGACGCUAUUAGAGUCACGAUCGAAAUAUAACAACGUACUGUCGCGAAAUUUUAUUGCUGAUGCUGUGGAGAAAGCAUUUCCUGCCGUUGUGAACGUUGCUGUGGAUUCAGGAUACGUUGGUAGCAAUGGAUCGGGUUUCAUAAUCUCGAAGGAAGGUUUGAUUGUAACAAAUGCUCACGUUGUCGCGCGAUGCAAUCGUUACUCCAAGAUCCAGGUGACGUUCGCCGAUGGCAGCAACCACCCUGCUGUCAUUCACAGCACGGAUCCUCUUUCGGACAUUGCUCUUCUCCAGAUUAAAUCUGACGAAGUGCAAGAGUGGCCUAUGAUUUCAAUCGCAUCAUCGUCUGAGUUGCGGGCUGGCGAGUGGGUGUGCGCUCUCGGCAGCCCAUUUUCCUUGCAAAACAGCGUGAGUGCUGGCAUCAUCAGUGCUGUAGCUCGACACAGCAGCGAGUUGGGCUACCCGCAGAAAGGUGGCGAAUACAUCCAGACGGAUGCGGCCAUCAAUGCUGGAAACUCUGGCGGUCCGCUUAUCAAUCUGGACGGUGAGGUGAUUGGCAUUAACACAAUGCAAGUGUAUGGAAGCGUGGGCAUUUCUUUUGCCAUUCCGGCUGAUACGGCAGUCCAAGUAAUUGAGCAGCUGCGUAAGCACAAAAAGGUGGUGCGUCCGUACAUUGGCAUGCAGAUGAUUAACUUCAACUCCCGAGAACUGAAAGAGAUCGGCCGGAUGUUUCCGGGCGUGAAGGAAGGUGUUAUCGUCAAGUCAGUCGCCCCAGGCUCACCAGCCCACAAAGGAGGUUUGCUUUCCGGCGACGUGAUUGUCUCGUUCGACGGGAAGAAGGUUUGUAGCACCAAGGACAUUUUAACAACGGUGGGCUACACUAUCGGACGUCAUAUACCUGUCCAGGUACAGCGCCGUGGGGAAAAGCGUCUACUAAAGCUGCAGGUCACGACAGAACCACUACCUGCUCCACUGCAGCAGUUAAAAAGCUAA
Molecule: messenger RNA, 1173 nt
Organism: Peronospora farinosa
Lineage: Eukaryota; Oomycota; Peronosporomycetes; Peronosporales; Peronosporaceae
Source: the annotation of a GenBank genome assembly